UGUUAUCGCCAUGGCUGUUUCGUGGUAGAGAAGAGAAGCAACAACAGUCAACACAUCCCGCGUCGUCAUCUUCACCGAAAAUUCUUCAUAGAACAUAGAGAGAGAGAACUUUGUCCUACGACGGUUACAAGUAAAAGUUGAUCGUUGUCCCCCUUCCCUUCCUCCCUCGGACUUGAGGCUCCAUCCUGCCAACCUCAGUCACAGUGUUCUUUUGACUAUUUUUCUUCACUCUUGUUCAUUUUGAGGGCUAUCGAUAGAAACUCGCUCGCCUUGACGAGUCGAACCAUAACGCCAUUCAAAAUGUCCAACGACCUCACCGCCAAGAUAAUAUCCUCCUACGGCAACCGGGACCGACAUAGCUCCGGCGGAGGACAUGGAGGACUAGAUGUCAACAGUGCCGCCGCUGGGUGGGAUUCAAGUCGACCCGGAUCGAUAUAUACUUCCUCGAGACAGUCAGCAGCAACACUUCCGAGGGCGGCAAAGAGGAAGUUCAAGAGCUACCGGCUCCGAGGAGAGUAUGAGAAACCAUGGCUUGCUGACCCGGCUAUGAAGAAGACCAGGUGGAACAACUGGAUCGUGAUCGCCUGGUGUCUGGUCGGGUUGGCGGGUGCCGGUCUCAUCUGCUUCAUGGGCAUCAGGCAAUACCAGACUGGACCGUUUUGUCUGGUGUUUGAGGAUGACUUUAAGACGCUGGAUACGAGUGUGUGGACGCACAUGGUGACGCUCGAUGGCUUCGGAACAGGGUCCUUCGACUGGACCACCACCGAUCCCAAGAACUCGUACAUCGAUGGCGAAGGACUGCACAUUGUCCCAACUCUCACCAACGAGACGACGGACAUCAGCAACGACCAGCUCUUUGCCAACUACACGCUCGAUCUGAGGAAAGACAAGUCUUGCACGGGCACAAACAAUGCCUCCUGCAUUGCUAAUUCCGACCCAAAGACGGGUGCCAUGAUCCCACCCGUCCGCUCCGCUCGCCUGGUCACCAAGGACACUAAGACACUCCGGUACGGUCGUGUCGAGGUAGUUGCAAAGCUUCCCAAGGGAGACUGGCUGUGGCCCGCCAUCUGGAUGAUGCCCCAAGACUCCACCUACGGCGUCUGGCCCCGCUCCGGCGAGAUCGACAUCAUGGAAGCGCGCGGCAACGGGUACGACUACCCAGCCGGCGGUCGGGACCUAUACUACGGCUCCCUGCACUGGGGUCCUUCGACUUUGACAGACGCCUACUGGCGUACCACCGCGGCCAAGCGUCUCAAGCGCGGCGAUUUCUCCGAAAGCUUCCACACGUUCGGCCUCGAGUGGGACGAGAAGUACAUAUACUUUUACCUGAACAACCGGCUCACCCAGAUCAUGCACGUCGGGUUUGAUGCGAAAGAGGACCUCUGGAAGAAGGGCGAGUUCUCGACGAUGAAGGAGAAUGAUACCCUCUUUGAGAAUCCGUGGGCGGGAAGUGAUUCCACGACGGGCAAUGCGCCGUUUGAUCAGCCGUUUUAUUUGAUUUUGAAUGUGGCGGUGGGGAGUAAGAUUGGGUGGUUUCCUGACAACAAGGGAAACAAACCCUGGCUUGACUCGGCCACCAACGCGCAGUGGACCUUCUGGUCGGCAGCUGAUCAGUGGUUGCCUACUUGGGGAGAGGGUGAUCAGCGCGGUAUGACGGUGAAGUCGGUUAAAAUGUGGAAGAAGGGUGCUUGCUAGACAUGACAUGGACGUACUUUUUCCUAUUCCUUCCUAGACUGUUUUGUACAACUCUAAUGCCUGGGUUAAUUUGUGAUGUGUGAUGGGGCGGCGAUAGAAUCAAGGUUGGAUGGAUGGAGUAUCUGGUUAGGUAGUCUAUGCGGGUUCUGAACAUUUUGGAAGCAUUGAAAGAAUUACGUCAAGCAACAUGACACAGACUAUGAGG
This is a messenger RNA of Neurospora tetraspora, 1900 nucleotides long. Its product is annotated as concanavalin A-like lectin/glucanase domain-containing protein. Gene Ontology annotation, biological process: carbohydrate metabolic process. NCBI's taxonomy places the organism in Eukaryota, Fungi, Ascomycota, Sordariomycetes, Sordariales, Sordariaceae. The transcript has 4 exons. Bases 301 to 1695 code for a protein of 464 amino acids. The record is from RefSeq and is a predicted model, not a curated record. Gene Ontology annotation, molecular function: hydrolase activity, hydrolyzing O-glycosyl compounds.